AUAUAUACUGUAUAUAUAUAUAUAUACAGUAUAUAUACAUACAUAUAUAUAUAUAUAUAUAUAUAUAACAAUAGUUGAGAUUGCAUGAAUUUAGCAAAAUACAUGAUAUAUAUAUUAUAAAAAUGUAUUCAUUCAGCAGAUUUACAACAGUACAAUAAUGUAAUUGAGGCGUAUACUUUCAUAUGUAAUUUUAUAAUGUCUUUGUAUAAUUAAACAUCUGUUGUAGUUGCAUUGAAAGAGUCUUUUUUGGAUAAACACAGGAAAUAAAGGGUCGUGUCUAGAAGGUAACCCCCAAACGGUGAAUAUGUGUAAAACUCUCGCGAGAUUCACCGCCCACUUUAUCCUGACCUUUAGUUUGUGGAGCAGUGCGACUUUAAACAAUCCCUGGUACCUCCUCUUCCUAGUGAUUAUGCUGUACUUUGAUCAAACUUUGUGUUUGUUAGCUGUUAACCCGAGUGACCAAGAAAAACUGAGAUUAGAGGUCAGAAUAAACAUAUUUACUGAAUUAAUACUGAGGUUUAAAUGACGAGGAGGAGGGUCAUCAGACAGGAGGGUUCAUCCUCUGCAGCCAGCAGAGUUCAGAGGUCUGCCAGAGUCCAGAAGGAGGAGGGGACACAGUCCAGAUGGUGGCUGAAAAGAGGCUUAUUGGCCCUCUUUGUGGUGCCUAUCUUGCUGAGAAUACUCCCAGAAUUAAUACAGCACGCUGUUUACACUCACAGACUCAGGGUGCCGUUCUUUGUUGACCUCAGCCGACCUGCUGAUCACUCCCUUAAUCACACCAUCAACAUGUACCUAACACCAGAGGAAGGAAUCUCCCUUGGCGUGUGGCACACUGUCCCUGAAAGUCAGUGGAAAGAGGCACAGGGGAAGGACUUGGCGUGGUACCAGAACACUUUAAGGGAUGAGAGUCCAAUUUUCAUAUAUCUUCAUGGGAACACAGGCACACGGGCGGCCACUCAUCGGGUAGGAGUGGCAAAAGUAUUGAGUGCAUUGGGUUACCACGUGCUGGUGCCUGACUACAGAGGGUUCGGAGAUUCCAUCGGGGAGCCGACUGAAGCCGGUCUAACCACUGAUGCCCUCUACUUGUACAAAUGGGUGAAAGCACGCAGUGGAAACAGCCUGGUUGUCAUCUGGGGACACUCUCUGGGCACCGGAGUGUCCACUAACGCUGCAGUAAAGCUGAUUGAGCAAGGUGAGAGUUUUGACGGUGUGAUGCUGGAGAGUGCAUUCAAUACUGCUCGACAGCAGAUAUCAGAUCACCCUUUUACCUGGUAUUACUGGAAGUUUCCGGGCAUGGGGUACUUUUUCCCAGAGCCGUGGGCAGAAAGCAAGGUUGUCUUUCCUACUGAAGAAAAUUUGAAGAAAAUGAGGUGCCCAAUCCUUUUCCUUCAUUCAGAGGAUGAUCACUUGGUUCCCUUUCAGAUUGCUCAGCAGAUGUAUGAGGUAGCAGCGAGCGCCCAGAAUGCAGAGCGAGUCAAGAUGGUGUCAUUCGGAGGUUCUCUGGGGUAUCUGCACAACGGCUUAUAUAGAGACGACCGUCUGCCUAACAUCAUACAGGAGUUUGUGCUGUCGUUGUGAUGUUGGAAAGACGACUGAAGCAGAAAAACUACGCCAGACUUCAGAUGCAGAGCGCUGGCUUCAUUUGAUUACACACUUGAUUAAAUUUUUUUUGCUUUGUCUUUACAGCUGCUUAUAUGUUGCAUAAAUAAGUGAUUCACUUCAAUUAUCUAUUCAGGCAAACUGAUAUUAAAAUUAGUUUCAGUUACAAGUGAUCAAGAUAAGAUUCACUUGUUAAGUGCUGAUUUCCCUCCCGUAUUUUUGGGGGGAUUUAUUCUGAAUUAAAUAGCAAUUCCAAUUGGAAAUGCAAUUUGGAUGAGCUAUUGUUGGAGUAGGUGCCCUCUACUGGGCAUUGUUGUGUGGUGAUAAUGCUCAUCUAUAAUACUGAAUAAUGAGUUUGGUAAUCCAAGGCUUAAGAUGUCUCGGGGUCAGUGACAUUUCAGAACGAUACAAGGAGAGCAGCUGGGAAAUGUCUGUGGUUUUACAAGAAACAGGAUUUCUGACAUUCUCUCAGUUUAACCACAGAAUAUGCAGUGCAAUCAGAUAAGUUUAAAGAAUCUCAGAUCAAAAGUCAUUACAGUUUACUUUAAUAAAUUUGAUUACUGUCUGUGUCAAGCAGCAUUGGUCUGUCUGUCU
Sebastes umbrosus (honeycomb rockfish) is the source of this 2193-nucleotide messenger RNA. Its product is annotated as lysophosphatidylserine lipase ABHD12-like. Bases 523 to 1578 code for a protein of 351 amino acids. Gene Ontology annotation, molecular function: phosphatidylcholine lysophospholipase A1 activity; monoacylglycerol lipase activity. NCBI's taxonomy places the organism in Eukaryota, Metazoa, Chordata, Actinopteri, Perciformes, Sebastidae. The record is from RefSeq and is a predicted model, not a curated record. Gene Ontology annotation, cellular component: endoplasmic reticulum membrane. Gene Ontology annotation, biological process: monoacylglycerol catabolic process; phosphatidylserine catabolic process. The transcript is spliced from 13 exons.